This is a messenger RNA of Caenorhabditis elegans, 2123 nucleotides long. It is a transcript of the gene acd-1, whose product is annotated as DEgenerin Like. Gene Ontology annotation, cellular component: membrane. Bases 16 to 1923 code for a protein of 635 amino acids. The record is from RefSeq and is marked reviewed. The transcript is spliced from 14 exons. NCBI's taxonomy places the organism in Eukaryota, Metazoa, Nematoda, Chromadorea, Rhabditida, Rhabditidae. Gene Ontology annotation, biological process: sodium ion transport. Gene Ontology annotation, molecular function: sodium channel activity.
UUUUUUCAGAGAAAAAUGGAGCCAACUUUAUCUCCAAAUUAUCGAAAUGAAGCUUUCGAACACGAUGAUUCAUAUUUGGUCAACUUUGUAGCCGGAUCUUCUUCUGGAGAAUCUUCAACUCCGCCACCUUCCUUUGUCCCAAAAUGCAAUUUCCGCUACAACCAAUCUCGAUCUCAGAUGAUAAUCGAAGUUCCAGUUGCUCAACUAAAAAAGCUCAGAAAACUGGAAGGAACCGUUUCAAUAAAAAGGGAAACUCAACAUUUUUGUGAAACUACAACAAUGCACGGACCAAAACGAAUAUUUCAAGGAAAACGUUGGGCAACGUUAUUCUGGCUCAUAAUGGUGUCGUGUUCCCUGGGACUUUUGAUCACUCAAGUUUUUAUUCUAGCCUCCGAAUAUCUCUCAAAACCAACUGUUUCAGAUGUAUCAUUUCUAAUUAAUGAAGAUGGAAUGGACUUUCCUCUUAUCACAAUUUGCAAUUUAAAUCCAAUUCGGAAAACUUAUGUUAAUGAAAUCAACAAAACUGGUGAAGUGAGUCCUCCAAUGAUAAACUACAUGAUGAAAUGGUUCACUGAAAUUCCUACUCUCAUCGGUGGUGCUGACAGGCCGACCUUGCAUGAGGGAAACGAGGAGUUGAAGCUGUACAUGAAAAAUCAUCUGAAUUUCACUGUUGACAGUUUCUUUAUGAAUUCCGGCUUUAGUUGUCCUGAUAUUUUCAAGCUCUGCAGCUUUCAAGGAGAAAUAUUUGACUGCUGCACCCUUUCGACAGAAGUUCUCACCCCUCUUGGGAAAUGUUUCACAUUGGAUCUUUCAAGUAGUACAAAAGCAAGCAUGCACAAACAAACAGAACCUGGAAUUCAAGCGGGUCUUGCAAUUACCCUGGAUGCACAUCUUGAGGAGCAGUUUGAUGGCUCAAAUGGAAUGGAUGCACUUUUUACAAAUUCAUUUGUGAAUGGAUUUCGAUAUUUCGUUCAUCCACCUAACACUAUUCCACAUUUGUCAUCUGAUGAGUUCACAGUUUCCCCGAACACUGUGGCGUUUUCAGCAAUUUCUAGCGAUCGGUACGUGCUCCUACCUACUCAUCAAUGGGGAAACUGCACCGAAAAUUUUCCAGAUGGAAUUCAAUCCAACUUAUCGUAUAGUUCUGGUAACUGUCUUUCACUCUGCAAAGCUAAAUUUUACAUGGAAAAUUGUGGAUGCACACCUGCCUUAUAUAAUAUUGAAAAUAACCUCAAAGAAUGCACCCCGUAUGAAACAACAACGUGUCUAGACAAUAUUCUUGCUAAACCUAACAAAGAAACCGGAAAGAUAGAAUUCCAAACUCCAAAUUGCAAGGCUUGUGCUCAACAGUGUAACAGUUUGGUUUACCGUGCCUAUAAUUCAUAUGGUAGUCAGUUUUCCGCUGGAGCAUUCCAUUAUCUUAAAUCUAUAAAUCCGGAAUGGACUGAUGGACACAUGAGAGCAAAUUUUCAAAUGAUCAACAUUUUCUACCGAGACAUGUCUUACACAGAAUAUAAUCAAGUUCAAGAUGCAUCUGUCACGCAACUUCUCAGUGACAUUGGUGGUAAUAUGGGAAUGUUCUUGGGAAUGUCAGUCAUCACUAUCACUGAAAUUUGUCUCUUCUUCUCGAAAAUGUUCUGGUUAGGAUUUUCGAAAAAACGAAGGGACUAUAUGUAUUCGAAAAGAGUUAAUGAGAAGACUCAUGAGAGAGAAGUUUGCGAGACAGUUGAGAAAAUGAAAGCGAUAGCGUCGCAGGGAAAUUUGUCCUCCAUUGCCGGCACCACUUCCGCUAAAAAUUCGAUUCCAAAUGACAAUGUUGAAUUCCGGAUAAACUUGAAAGACUUGGCCGAUCAGCUGGAUUCAGACUCAGGAUACAGCCAAAAUCAACCUGACUCCCGGAACGCGAGUUUUCAAAAAUAUUAAUUUUUUCGAUCUUAUGUUGUAUUUGUUAUACAUAAUUGUCAUUUUACUGCAGGUACAUUUAUUCGGGUUCUUUCUAAUAUUUCGGUUAAUUUUCAAAUAAAACGUCCAGUAAAAAUUGUCAGUGUUGAAAUUAUUACCACAUGUAGAAUUCAAAAAACUAAACAUUUGUUCCGAGAAAUAAAGUAAAGUUUCAUUCAAAA